This is a messenger RNA of Arabidopsis lyrata subsp. lyrata, 1216 nucleotides long. RefSeq names its product vesicle-associated protein 4-1. Bases 145 to 954 code for a protein of 269 amino acids. Gene Ontology annotation, biological process: endoplasmic reticulum membrane organization. The transcript is spliced from 7 exons. Gene Ontology annotation, cellular component: plasma membrane; endoplasmic reticulum membrane. The record is from RefSeq and is a predicted model, not a curated record. NCBI's taxonomy places the organism in Eukaryota, Viridiplantae, Streptophyta, Magnoliopsida, Brassicales, Brassicaceae.
CCAAAAGAAAACGCCAUUUUUUGUCGAUUCUUCGUCGUCCUUCUUUGAAAUUCACACCAAUUUGUCUCUCUUCCUAGAGAAACAAAGAUUAUUCGAAACUCGUGAAAGUUUGUUCUCCGGUCACCGGAAAAUUGAUUAUUUCCGAUGGCGACCGGUGAUCAAAAUCCGAGUGUGGAUAAGAAGAAGAAGAAUCUCUUCAGGCUAUGUCCGUUUUGGCAGAGGAGAAGAAGCACUACUUCUUCAUCUUCGUCUUCAACACAGAAUCCAAACCAAAACUACCGUAGCCGCCAUGGACAUCGGAAUACAGAUAUUUCCGCCGUCUCUAAGUCUUCCUUGACUAUGUCUUCCGUUGCGAGAUCACUUCUUCCAGCUCGCCGUCGUCUCCGACUAGAUCCUUCAAGUUAUCUGUAUUUCCCUUAUGAACCUGGUAAACAAGUGCGUAGCGCAAUCAAGCUUAAGAAUACUAGCAAAUCUCAUACUGCAUUCAAGUUCCAAACAACGGCACCUAAAAGUUGUUAUAUGCGUCCUCCCGGUGGUGUUUUGGCUCCCGGAGAGAGUGUUUUUGCUACUGUUUUCAAGUUUGUGGAACAUCCAGAGAACAAUGAAAAACAGAAGUUGAACCAGAAGAGCAAGGUUAAGUUUAAGAUUAUGAGCCUGAAAGUUAAACCAGGAGUAGAGUAUGUGCCUGAGUUGUUUGAUGAGCAAAAGGAUCAAGUAGCAGUGGAGCAGGUUCUUCGGGUCAUUUUUAUUGAUGCGGACCGCCCGAGUGCUGCAUUGGAGAAACUGAAACGUCAAUUGGAUGAAGCUGAAGCUGCAGUUGAAGCAAGAAAGAAGCCUCCCCCAGAGACAGGGCCUCGAGUGGUCGGGGAGGGUCUUGUCAUAGACGAAUGGAAGGAGAGAAGAGAGAAGUACCUUGCUCGGCAACAAGUCGAAGCCAUAGAUUCUUCAUCCUAAAAAGCAGAGAGCAAUGUGGAUUUGUUAUACGCUUAUAGCAGAGGUAAAAGAAGCUCUUUCUUCUUCUUUUUCUUUAUCUUCUGCGGAUGUACAUAAUUUAUUAUCCCUCGAUUAUCUCUAGACGAUUUGUACUUUGUUGUUCUUGUAUGUCUCUGUUUGUUGUGUGAUUCACGCUGCUUUUUUCUCCUUCAUCAAAAUUUGUUUCGGUUUAAUCGAAUUCCGUUUGUAGUUGAUCUAGAAUGGAACCAAAAUUUGUUCAGUA